GGUUAUCGUGCGGUGUCUGGAUUUCCUAACCUUGCUUAACCUGUAAGAGCACAUUUACGUGCAUUUACGUUAAAGUUUAAAGAUAUUAAUUAAUUGGAAUACUGGAGUGAUAUCAAAAUGGGUCAAAUGGGAAAUAACGAUAACGAUAACAUUACAUCCGAUUGCCAAAAUGGACAUGAUAUUGAUAUUGAAAAUAAAGAGAGCCAGAAAAAACAUAAAUGUAAUUAUCCUAACUGCAGUGCUACGUUUUUACGACCUGAUAGAUUGGAAAGACACAUAAAAUCACACACUGGAGAGAGAACAUACAAAUGUAUGCAUCCAGGAUGUACAAAAUCAUAUACAAAUUCAUCUCAUUUAAGAAGACACUCAGAAACGCAUAGCUCUAUGAAGAAAGUAUACAAAUGUAAAGAAUGUUUAAUGAUGAUAAGCACUUUACAUAAUUUGAAACGUCAUUACAAGCGAGUACACAGCGAAAAGAAAAUUUCCUGUAAAGAAUGCGGCAUAAAUUUCAACAAGAGAUAUCAAUUAUCUAAUCAUCAAGCUGAAAAGCAUUCAGAAAACAUGUACAAGUGUGAUCAAUGUAAUAAAAGUUUUGGAACUUUGUCUAUAUUUGAUAGGCAUCAAAAGACGCAUGAAAAACGUUAUCCUUGUCCUGAGUGCUCAGAGAAAUUUGAAAAUUUGGUAUUUCUAAUUGCACAUAAAAAAGCAAAACAUGUAACAAUUUCAGAUUAUAAAUGUGACACUUGCGGCAAAGUCUUUCUUAAUAAGAACAAUCUAAAACAACACUCUAAAAUACAUUGUGAAGACAGAUUAGUUUUUCCAUGCCCAUAUGAUAAUUGUCACAGAUUUUACUUUUUUAAAUCUAAUUUAGAACAGCACAUAAAGAAUAAUCAUCUCGGACAAAAAGUUUAUUGCCAUAUAUGCUCCGUGGGACUUACGACGAACGCAAAGUUGAAACAACAUAUUCAACGUCAUUAUGAACCCAAAAAAGAGAAGAAGAACAAGGUACAACGAAAGAAGCGGAAGGAUGCUGGUGUACCAAAGAAAAGCGUACUAAGUGCCUUAAUUGGAAUAAAUUUACCAAAUAAUUUAGAAAAAAUGAUGAUGGAACGAAAAACAAAGAUAAACGAUACAGCGACAACAUCGGAAGCAUCUUAAGAAAUAUUUAAACGAU
Cyphomyrmex costatus is the source of this 1174-nucleotide messenger RNA. RefSeq names its product zinc finger protein 708. The record is from RefSeq and is a predicted model, not a curated record. The transcript is spliced from 5 exons. NCBI's taxonomy places the organism in Eukaryota, Metazoa, Arthropoda, Insecta, Hymenoptera, Formicidae. Gene Ontology annotation, biological process: regulation of gene expression. Gene Ontology annotation, cellular component: nucleus. Bases 118 to 1158 code for a protein of 346 amino acids.